Papaver somniferum (opium poppy) is the source of this 1401-nucleotide messenger RNA. Its product is annotated as hydroxyproline O-arabinosyltransferase 1-like. Gene Ontology annotation, molecular function: glycosyltransferase activity. The record is from RefSeq and is a predicted model, not a curated record. The coding region runs from base 97 to 1176 and encodes 359 amino acids. Lineage: Eukaryota; Viridiplantae; Streptophyta; Magnoliopsida; Ranunculales; Papaveraceae. The transcript is spliced from 8 exons.
UUUCACUAAAGCAAGAAGACGACUUUUCUAAACUCCAUUUCUUUCCUUUUCUCUUCUCUUCUCUGCAUCUAGACUCUAGAGUGGGAAAGGAAAAAAAUGGGUCUUUCAAACUUCAUUUACACACUUCUAAUAACAUUUUCAGUAGCACUUAUAACAUACAAUGUUAUAAUAUCAGCAAAUGUUCCACUUAGACUAGAUUUUCCAGGACCUGGAAAUGAUUUAUCUUCAAUUGAUCCUAUAAUCAAAAUGCCUAUGAAUAGAGCAGUACCCAGAUCACAAAGAAGGCUUUUUCAUACAGCUGUUACAGCUUCUGAUUCCGUUUAUAAUACAUGGCAAGUUAGAAUUAUGUAUUACUGGUUUAAGAAGCAUCAGAAUGGACCUAAUUCUGAUAUGGGUGGGUUUACUAGGAUUUUACAUAAUGGGAAACCUGAUAAGUAUAUGGAUGAGAUGCCUACUUUUGUUGCUCAACCCUUGCCCGCUGGAAUGGAUCAGGGUUAUAUUGUCCUCAACAGACCAUGGGCAUUCGUACAGUGGCUUCAACAAGCAAAUAUUAAAGAAGAUUACAUAUUGAUGUCGGAACCAGACCACGUUAUCGUCAGGCCCAUACCAAAUCUGGCCAAAGGUGGACUAGGAGCUGCAUUCCCUUUCUUUUACAUUGAACCCAAGAAGUACGAAUCCACACUCCGUAAGUUCUAUCUUGAGGAAGAGGGACCUAUCACCAAUAUUGACCCAAUAGGGAAUUCUCCAGUCAUUGUUGGGAAGGAAGCUCUUAAGAAGAUAGCUCCCACGUGGAUGAAUGUUUCACUGGCUAUGAAGAAGGAUCCUGAGGCUGAUAAAGCUUUUGGUUGGGUUCUUGAAAUGUAUGCUUAUGCUGUUGCAUCUGCUCAUCAUGGUGUGGCGAACAUCUUGCGCAAGGACUUCAUGCUACAGCCUCCAUGGGAUCUGGAAAUCGGCGAAAAGUUCAUAAUUCAUUAUACUUACGGAUGUGAUUAUGACAUGCAGGGUAAGUCAACAUAUGGGAAGAUUGGAGAGUGGAGGUUUGACAAGCGAUCAUUUACCGACACUGUACCUCCAAGAAACCUUACAAUGCCUCCACCUGGUGUACCAGAAAGUGUGGUAACUCUUGUGAAGAUGGUGAACGAGGCAACGGCCAACCUUCCUAACUGGGGUUCAUGAGGAAGAGCCAUUUUUGUAGAUGCUGAAUAAGGAUAUCAUUACCAUCAAUUUUCGCUCCUUUGUACCUCCGCACUGAUGUAUUUUCAUAUGUAUUUAUCCAUUUUGAUUCUUAUUAGUUAACAGAAUAAUAGAUGCUGUUUUCUUCAGGAUUUGUCUUAUCUUUUGAAAAGAGAAAAUGAAGGUAUAAGGAUUUUUUGGUACUUUUUAUUAAGGUUUGUGGAUCUA